Molecule: messenger RNA, 1908 nt
Organism: Nannospalax galili (Upper Galilee mountains blind mole rat)
Lineage: Eukaryota; Metazoa; Chordata; Mammalia; Rodentia; Spalacidae
Gene: Dclk3
Product: doublecortin like kinase 3
Exons: 1
Biological process (GO): intracellular signal transduction; protein phosphorylation
Molecular function (GO): ATP binding; protein kinase activity
Source: RefSeq, a predicted model, not a curated record
AUGGGGUCCAAAGGACUUUUUAAACCCACUUGGACUAAUACUCUCUUGCCUUAUCCUGUUGCAGGACACCGAGGGCCCUGUGACCAUUCUCUAAAAUGCCUAAGCUCAAAAAUCUCUGAGCGAAAGAUGCAAGGCUCCUGGUCACCUGCAGGCCGAGGGCCUCUGGAGAAACCAGUCCUGGGGCCGCGUGGUGCCAUCAUGCCCAUGUUCAGUCCUCAGAGUGGCCUUCACUCAGUCUGAGCUGAGCACAGCCCACUGAAGCCCAGGGUGGUGACGGUGGUGAAGCUGGGUGGGCAGUCCCUCCGCAAGGCCACCUUGCUUCUCAACAGGCGGUCAGUGCAGACCUUCGAGCAGCUCCUAGCUGACAUCUCCGAAGCCCUGGGCUUUCCAAGAUGGAAGAGUGACCGGGUAAGGAAGCUGUUCACCCUCAAGGGCAGAGAAGUCAAGAGUGUGUCAGACUUCUUUAGGGAGGGUGAUGCUUUCAUAGCCAUGGGCAAAGAGCCGCUGACACUGAAGAGCAUUCAGCUGGCUAUGGAGGAGCUGUAUCCCAACAGGAACCGGGCCCUGGCUCUGGCCCCACACAGCCGAGUCCCUUCCCCAAGGCUGAGAAGUAGACUUCCCAGCAAGCUUCUGAAAGGAGGUCACCGCUGUGGGGAGAUGGGAAAUGGUAGUGAGGCUGCGGGCUGCAGGGCAGUUGCCAGGCAGCCUGGGAAGACCUCCACAGAGGUGGCCUUGGAGGACAAGGUCAGAGUGCAGAAGAAGUGGCCAAGAGGGAAACAGGAGCCAGACCCUGGUGGCCUGCCACCCAGGGAAGCCACUCUGGAGGGGACACUUGCAAGUGGAGAGAAGCAUCUGGGGGUGGAGAUUGAAAAGACCUCCGGGGAGAUUGUCAGGUGUGAGAAGUGCAAGCGGGAGAGGGAGCUGCAGCUCGGCCCGCAGAGGGAGCGGCGCCCCCUGGGAACCAGUGAGCUGGACCUGGGGCGGGGGCAGAGGUGGGAUGCUGAGAAGUUGGUGAGGACUAAGAGCUGUAGGAGGGCUUCUGAGGCAAACUCUGCAGAUGGAGAGGAAGGCUGGAAGGAUGACAGCCAUCGCAGCAGCCCCAGUAAUCCUCCUCAAGAGCUGAGAAGACCCGGCAACAACUUGGAUAAGAAAGAGGACAGAAGCCCAGAGGGUCAGGAAAGUCGCCCUCAGGGAGCAGCCAAAGCUCAGAAGGACCUUGUGGAAGGUUCACCAGGCAUAGAAGAGGGGCUGGUGGAUGUGAGGAAAGACCCCAAACACACUUGCAGGAAUAAGCAUGAUGGCUGGCUCCUGAGAGAGCACCAGGCUGAACCCCAGCAGCUCCCUAGGGCCCGAGGAGAGGAGAAGGAAGCAGACCAUGAGAAGAAGCCAGGUGGGUCAGGAGGAAGGAAGAUGGUGCCAGAGAAGGCGCUCAAGACGCGGCCGGAAGAGAACAAGCCAGAACGGCCCAGUGGCCGGAAGCCGAGGCUCAUGGGUAUCAUCUCAGCCAAUGUGGAGAAGUACUAUGAGACCGGAUGGGUCAUCGGGGAUGGGAAUUUUGGCAUCGUAAAGGAGUGUAAGCACCGCGAGACUAAGCAGGCUUACGCCAUGAAGAUUAUCGACAAGUCUAAGCUCAAGGGUAAGGAGGAUAUAGUUGACAGUGAGAUCUUAAUUAUCCAGAGCCUUACUCACCCCAACAUAGUGAAACUGCAUGAGGUCUAUGAAACAGAAGCAGAAAUCUACCUGAUCAUGGAGCAUGUGCAGGGAGGGGAUCUUUUUGAUGCUAUCAUAGAAAACGUGAAGUUUCCAGAGCCAGAUGCUGCCCUUAUGAUCAAGGACUUGUGCAGGGCCCUGGUCCACAUUCACGACAAAAGCAUCGUUCACCGGGACCUCAAGCCAGAAAACCUCCUG